GUUUAGUCUCAAAAGGGUUAGUAAACCCGAGGUCGAGCGGAAUUUAAUGCAGUAAUGGCUGCAGAUCUCCAGGCGGUGCUAACGCACUAGUUGAGUUUGCAAAAUGCCGAGACGAGGCCAAAAAAGAAGAAAAGAAGGCGGUGUCAGACCGCACUAGUGCAUACGCGCCGCGGAGGAGAGGGAAGAUGGCGGAGAGGAACGUCGAGCUAGUGCCCGAAUGGAGCGAACGGGGCCUGGACACGGCCGAGGACACGCUGGUCGCGAUGGAAACUCUGCUGGCCACGCUGAGGGCUUUCGAAGACGGCCUCAGGCAGCAGGAAUUGUCCGUGGAGUCGUCCGCGGACUACUGCGACAACUUCUGUCAGGCACUUAUGCACUAUGCUGGCAGCAGAAACUCCAUAGACCAUGGUCUUCCGCUCCUCGAGGUCUACUGCCUGUCGAUAAACUGCUUUGCCGCCGCCCGCUCACACCUCACCGCAGAGUCGGACAGAGUGACUCUCGUUUUGAAGAGGCUAGCUCUAAGCUGUUUUGAACUAUUUCUGUCAGUUCCUGAAAAUGAAAUCCCUUAUGAAGCUUGGGUUCAAUUCCACCAGUCUGUUCAGAUUGCACAUGACACCUUGUUACAGUACGGAAGUACAGACCUCCAAGCUUUACUGCAGAUCACAGGAGAGGGAGGCGCAUGGAGCAAUCCCGUCCUCUCCGCCCUCCUCUCUGGCCAGCCGACCUCCCCACAAGAUGUUGAGGCUUACAUCUCCUUGGAGGGUGAGGGCUUCAUGGAGAUGCGGGUGAAGCAUCUGGAGAAGAUGGGCGAGGUGGCCAAGGCUGUGGUGUUGGCAAAAGCUUGCACGGAAUGCAGCGCCAUCACCAACCAAGCUACAUUUCGUCACACAUACGUCUCUCUGCUUUGCCAGCUGCUUCCCACUGAAGAAGCCAUAAUUGAGAUAUCCAGGCAAGACUGCAAGGAUGUCCUUGAAAUUACCUCCAAUUUGGAGACCGAGGGGGAGGAGAACACUGGGUUUAUUUUGUGCACGACCUUUCUGACUCAGCAGCUUCAGCAGCCCAGCCUUGACCACUCUUGGGAUCUGAUUCUCAUGUGGAGUAAACUUCAGAGGAGGCUGGAUUCCUCACUUGUGUCUCUUCUUGAAAGAUGCCUUCAGCUGGGUGCCAUUGCUAAAACAGUGCAACAUUUGCUUUACCUGGUCCGUGUCAUUCAAACAGAGGCAGAAGCAGUUGGCAUCGCUGCUUCAGUGGAGCUGUGUGUUAAAGCGCUACAACUUCCAAAGCAUGAUGACUCAGAAAGCAGAAUCAGCAUCUGCAAUAUGGUUUCAGGCCUCCUCCUCAGUGAUCUGGAAGUCCAGCGUGCCUGCCUGCUCACAGAGUUCCUGCUUGGGCCCAGCCAGCAAGUCUUAAGCCGCCUCGAGGAGCUCUACCAGCGCCCAGACCAAAAGUACGAUCAGGAAAGCGGCAUCAUACCCAACUCGCUACGCUGUGAACUGCUGCUUGUCCUGAAAGCACAUUGGUCCAUUGACCCUGAAUUUUGGGACUGGAAAACCCUAAAGUAUCACUGUAGCUCCAUUCUCGGGUUGAAACCUGAGUCUGAAGGGGAAGGUGAUCAGGAGCAAAGUGGAAAACCACUCGUGUUACAAGUCAACACACUGACUGAAGAACCUGAGCACAAAUCCUGUUUAAAUGGAAGUCUUUAUCUUCUCAAGGAGCCCGAUUGCGAUAAAAUGCCUAUUCACGUUGUUCAAGGAGAAGUGAGGCGAGCCAAGCUCUGCUGCCGGAUUUGUAAAAGGUCUUUCACUGACGCUCAACUCAUACACCACUCCAAAAGACACGUCAUGGACGACCAACACCCCUGCCCCAUUUGCUUGCAGAAUUUUAGGAACAGAAAAGAGCUUCUUCCCCAUAUGAGACAUCACAUCCAAAGCGAGACCCAUCACCACAGUAACAAUGUUAAGAUUGGGGAGGAUGAGAUUGAACCUGGGGAGAUUUCCAUUGAUCCGUCUUUAGUUUUGUAUUACGAAUCUACUCAUGAUCCUGAAGUGUUGCAGCACAUUGUACAGCACGCCAAGACAGUCAAAGACAAGUGCACGGACAAUGAACAUGUGACAUUCGAUUACAUAAAUCGGCACUUCAGUCUGCGGAACCGAGAGGAGUAUUUCUGUCCUGGAACUGGGUGUUCCAGAGUUUUUAAACAUUCUAAGUACUUAUAUGUGCACUUAAAGUCAGAUCACAAAGGUGACGAGAAUGUGAAGCAUUUUCAUCAGAUGAGAGAGCAACGGGAGAAGUGUGCCUUUUGCCGGCGCCAUUUUGUGUCCGCUUACCAUCACCACAAACAUCGAAAAAUUCACUACUGUGAGCAACCGUACCUGUGCGUGGUGAUGGGUUGCGGUGCCCAAUUUGGCUCUUCAAAUGAACUCGUCUUGCACAAACAGAUCCACGGCUAUCAGCUAAACUACCAGUGUGAGCUUGAGGGCUGCUAUGUGAAUUACUCAGACCUGGGGCAACUUUAUCACCACGAGGCACAGCAUUUCAGAGAUGCUGCCUUCACGUGCCCAGGCCCCAUAUGUAAAAAAUUUUACUUUUCCAAAAGGGAAUUCAUAGAGCAUUUAUCCACACACAGCAUUACUUUCUCUGAAAAGGACUUUGAGGUUCAGAGGAACGCAAAAGAGACAAUUUUCAAGGCUGAUAUGGAAAGGGCGGCCCUCGUGAAUAAUCAAGGUGAUGCUGACGGAAGUGUCAAUGGAGAGUGUCAGAAAACCUCUUCAGAGAGCUGCGCUACUUCCUGUCAACCGUCUGUCGCCAGCAAGCCGAAAGCAGUACUGACCUUGGUGGCGAUGUGUUUCGAUGGAAGCAAGUUCACCUGUGGAUUUGAGAAGUGCGGUAUGACUUUCUCCCGAGCUAGAGAUGUCCAGAGGCACUUAAAACAUGCUCACCCAGAGCACCUUAAACUGGAGAACAAAGACCACAAACCAGAUAAGGAGCGGGGCCCGAAAUGCAAAAAGGUCAAGGCUGAAAUGGAGUCUGACAAUGAGGAAGAUGAAAACCAACUCUCAGCUCCGUGCUCACCCGGAGAAGAUUUGCACGAAUGCGCGACUCCCCCCCUUACAGCAGUCCUUGAUAAAAAUGAUGUCCUUAAAGAAAUUCUCAUUGGGCUAAGUAAACUGGACCUCAAUUCUUUAUCCCCGCAAAGUGUACAAAAUAAUACGCCCCACUCCACCCAAGAAGAAAAUGCAUCCCUUCAUCGGGCUGUUAUCGAAAAGCAGCCCGUGGUUGUGCUUUCCAAAGCAUCGUCACAACUCCCGAAAGGGAACGCGACAGAAGAAAAAGCCAGUGGGUCACACCAAGUCAAUUUCAAACCCUACUCUUGCGAGAUGGGAAAGUGCAGCUUUAGGUCUGCACAGAGCAAUAGCUUGUUGCGCCACUAUGUCACCAUGCACGGCCACACGCGCGAACAGGCCAAAAGAAUGUCGUGUUUUAAGGACUCGUCAUUCAAGCCCUUUAAGUGUCAUCUGUGUUUCAAGAGUCUUAGAGAAAAAAGAGGAUUGAGGAGCCAUUAUCUUCGGACUCACAAGCUGAGUUUCACUUUGGUGGACAAAUUUGUUGUUAGAUCUACGAGAGGUACAAAGCCCACAUUACAGAAAUUGAACCCGACGGUCAAGAUAGAAGUGCCCAGUUGGGACCAUGAGAUGAAAAAAAAGAGUGACAAUAUACAAACCCCGCGUAGUUGUUCUUCAUCUUUAGAUCAAAAUGGAACUGAUCUUAAAGAGGAAGAAAGUGACCACAAGGAAGACGGUGAGGAUGAACUCAUACCCCAAGUCAGGACAAGACGCUUGGUGGCCAAAAGUAAUCUCUGCUAUAUUCUCGAUAAAUUCAAUAAACCCUUUCAUUGCGUCGCCAAAAACUGCGACGCGGCCUUCUCCACCCAGGUAGGCCUGGUGCGACACCUCCAGCUCGUACACCAUUAUAAACGCUCUCAGCUCUUGUUAGAACAAGAAGUGCAGCACAUUGCUGAAGUGAAAAAGGAGAAUGUGAAGAAAAGCCCUUCCCCAAACUCGGACGAGCCGAAACCCCAGUUUAGAUGCCAGUUUGUCAACUGCAACGCCUCCUACCAUCUCAAAAGCAGCCUCGCGCGUCACACACGGAUUGUGCACUCCCAGACGCCAGAGCUAAUUUGGUGCAAGUAUGACGGCUGCGCUGAAGUAUUCACACACACGAGUGCACUAAAAAAACACACACUGUAUCGACAUUGUCAGUACUACGACUCGUUGGUCGUACGGCUUCAGAGUACUCACAAAAAGUCUGUCACAGGAUGCCAAAAGAAGCUUAUAGUCACGCCCGCUGACCCCGUCACACCUGUCUCAACCGGCACGCCGGUACCUGAAAGCAAAGAACCUGACCAGCCAGAGGAAGCCGUUGAGGCUGUUACUACGGUCGAAAAAGAGUCAAAAAGAAAAAGACGUUUCAGCGCUUACGUUUUCAGAUCGCACGAAGAAGCUUUACAAAUGUGCCAAGACCGUUGUUUCCGUGUGGCCUACCCAUGCAUGAUUCAAGACUGUGACUCUGUCCUUAAAUACAUACAUAACUUAACCCGCCACUACAAAGCGGUCCACCAAAUGCAAAGCAUGUAUCUUAAAGAGAAUGCAGCGAAGCUCUUUUUCACUGCCGAGCGUCUGGAGGAGUUGAUUCAGUGGAAGUCGGCUCGGCCUACUGUUGUAGCCGAAGAGAACCCUCGUGGAGCGGGUAAAAUGGAGUGUCCGCCGGAGCCGGAGACGUCACAGGAACAGCCUGCUCAGGUCAACCUGCACUCUGUCGAGGCAGAAACCCAAGGGGAGGAGGUUCUUAAAGAUCCUCUCAGCUUCUCUGUGGAGGAGGUGCUGCCACCUGUUGAGAGAAAUGGUGUCCUUGUCGGUGCCGAUGACGUGUUGUAUGGAGAACCGAGUACCGGCGCUCACGCUGAGGACUCUGUCGUAACAAUGCCAAAUGGACACAAACAAGUGGAGAAAAUAUUAAACUUGGAGCAAAUAAAACCCCUUCUUCGUCCCUUUACUAUCAAUCUCUCCCCACCAUGCUCUGUACACUUUCCUACGGAGGAGGGCAUUCAGGAUGCAGCAAAAGAUGAUGGUAAAACGGCAGAAAAGUCUGCUUCGUCAUCUUUGCCCGUGCGGCAGCCUCUCAAGCGAAAAAAUGAGAUCUCCGCGCAGGCGUCCAAUGUGAUAGACCCUCAACCUCUUGGGUCCCCUCCACACGCUUUUGACAUUACCACGUACAAGCCCGUCGGCUUCGAGGCUUCCUUCCUCAAGUUCAUACAAGACAACUCACCAAAAGACAAAAAUAUGCCAGUCGCCAAACGGCGAGAAACUUCCCGGCGCAGUUGUUCGGUCAAGGAAAACAAGCAGGUGGGAAUCUCGUUCACCCGAAGUAGACGGAGUCAUCCCAUGCUUCACAAGUCCCGCGGUACGACUGGGGACUUCCCAUCGGUCCGAAACUUGAAGUCUAUCUUGGACAAAGCCCUUGCUGGGUGCGGGGACAUGGCCAUCAAGCAGCUUCAGCACCUCAGACCCGUGGUCGUCCUGGGGAAGCCGAUAUGCACGGCCACCCUGCCUCAAGUAUUCCCGUCGGGCCCAACCAACAGUAAACUGCUUCCAGGAAGUAAAGUUUAACUGUGCACCUUUUUUUUUUUUUUUUUAAAUGAAGUUGUGAUUCAACUGUUAUUGCUUUUCCAAAAUUGUUUUUGUUGCUAAGAUUCCCCGCAAAUCACGAGCACAAUGACGUUCGACCCAAGAUUUCUGUUUUUCCCCCAAGCAAUACACCCCUGCUGUGUAUAUACAUAAGCGCAUCGAGAUCUUUGUACAGGUUUACAGAUUGUUAGAAAUGCUUAGUAUUUGUGAGAGGCCUUUUUACCUGUGCCAAAAUUUAAUGCUCAAACGGUUACAAUCAGUACUUCCUACUUAACUCAACAUGAACUGAUUGGCACUUUGAAGUUCAUAUGACAUAAGUGUGGCAUUUGCAGUGCUCAACAGAUGAUACCUGUGUAACUUUCUAAUAAAUGUGAAAAUAAGUGUAUUGCUUUCUCAUGCCAUGCUUCGCAUAACAUUCCCGUUAAAGGAAAGCAUAUUUG
Messenger RNA from Syngnathoides biaculeatus (alligator pipefish), 6124 nucleotides. RefSeq names its product RLF zinc finger (gene rlf). The record is from RefSeq and is a predicted model, not a curated record. Gene Ontology annotation, molecular function: DNA-binding transcription factor activity, RNA polymerase II-specific; DNA binding. Gene Ontology annotation, biological process: regulation of transcription by RNA polymerase II. The transcript is spliced from 8 exons. Gene Ontology annotation, cellular component: nucleus. Bases 186 to 5666 code for a protein of 1826 amino acids. Lineage: Eukaryota; Metazoa; Chordata; Actinopteri; Syngnathiformes; Syngnathidae.